Colletotrichum tamarilloi is the source of this 513-nucleotide messenger RNA. RefSeq lists its product as uncharacterized. The record is from RefSeq and is a predicted model, not a curated record. The transcript is spliced from 2 exons. The coding region runs from base 1 to 513 and encodes 170 amino acids. NCBI's taxonomy places the organism in Eukaryota, Fungi, Ascomycota, Sordariomycetes, Glomerellales, Glomerellaceae.
AUGUCAGAAAAUUCUCGGCUGCAUACUUACCCACCUCGGGAUCAUGAUUCCGAAGUCGGGCACUGGGACUAUCACCGCCGAAACGCCUUCAAAGACAUCAUCCAUGGUCUUUGUGUGAGAAAACUGCCCCCAAAAUCAGCAGAAAAUGUUUCAUUGGGCCCCGGUCUUUGGACCUAUGUGCUAGCGGAGCGUCUCCGCAGCGGGGAAUAUCUGCAACCUUUUACGUCUGUCACCUCCACUUCGGGUUGGAAUCAGGCUUUGAUAUUGGACAAGGGCGACGACCUGGAGCUCCACCAAGGCCUCUGGGCCAUCUUGGAAAAUACGGAAAUGAGCCGGAGCCGGGGCGUGGGGGUUCACCUGGCAUUUCUGGCCCCUCCUGUCGGCGCCGAUGAACCGGCGCAGGGCAAGAAGGCCGAAAUCGCAGCCCCCGAGGUCGGCCGGCUUUUAAGCCUCCGAGAGCCGUUCGAGGGCCGGACACGGGUCCGUCUACAGCCGGAACGUCGCACAACGUAG